AUGUUUGCUGCGCGUUAUGAGACCUACGCCAUUUCGCUGUAUGCGGAUGAGGCGGCAAAGUGGAAGAAGCACAUGAUGGGAGCUCGCUGGCAUGACAAGGUUGAGGGAAUGGAGCUGACCUUGGACACUGGAAGGAAGCUCAUUUCAACACCAACUGACAUUUCCAAUGACCCAAGUUUGGCUGGCAAGGCAGAUGUGAUCAUUUUGGCUGUUCCUUCCUUUGCUCAUGGCCAGUACUUUGAGGCAUUCUACCCUUAUAUCAAGGCUGGCACCAUUGUCGCAUGCAUGCCUGCCCGUUCAGGUGGCGACAUCCUGUUUGCUUCCAAGAUGAAAGAAAAAGCGGACAGCUUGGCCUUUGUGGGCUUUGAAACCUUGCCAUGGGCCUGUCGUUUCACGGAGUGGGGCAAACGAGCCACCAUCUUGGGCACCAAAGGACAGAUUCUUGCUGCGGUGACUCCAGAGUCGGAGGCCACUCGAGCCAUUGCCACGUUGCAAGGUCUGUUGAGCGUCUUCCCAGCCGUCGAAAAGAGCCCCAACAAUUUGGGAAUCAGUUUGCGGAAUCCAGGGCAGGUGAUCCAUCCUGGAGUCAUGUAUGGGCGCUGGUGCUCGGAAAAAUGGGAUGGGAAGCCCCUGGCAGAGAAGCCUUUGUUCUACCAGGGCGUGGAUGAUUUCACCGAGAAGGUGCUACUGGGCCUCUCAGACGAGGUGCAGGAUGUGUGCCGAAAGGUGGAAGCCUUGGUUCCAGGUUUCAACUUGAAAGACGCUUGCACCUUGCAUCGAUGGUACUUGGACUCGUACAAGGGCCAGAUGGCAGAUGAUUCCACCUUGAAGCUUUCCAUGAACACAAACAGCUUCAUGCCUGACUUGAAGUAUCGCUACUUGGCGGAGGAUGUGCCCACCGGCUUGUGCUUCACACGUGGCUUGGCAGAGUUGCUGGAAGUGCCCACCCCGACCAUUGACAAGGUCAUCAGCUUCGCACAAGAGUCCUUGGGCAAGAGCUUCUUGGUGGAUGGAAAGAUGACAGGUCCGAGCCUUGGGGAGACAAGGGAACUCUACACUGAUGAGAGCCUUCAGAUCCCUUGGCUGGGCUCAUUGGGCAAUCAUGACUAUGGUGGGCAUACCUGUGAUGUGUGCCUAUUCAAGACGGAUGGAAAGGAUACCCGACGAGAUCGGCCCUGUUCCCAGGCCAUGAUUGACUACGACACUGAGCAUGACUGGCAGUGGCCUUCUGAUAAAGAAGUCCGCUGGGUGAUGCCAAUGAAGGGUGAAGACCGGUGGUACAUGAAGUCCUUCAACUUCAAGAAGGCAAAUGUGACCCUGGAUGUUUUCGUCAUUGACACCAACAAAGCGCAUAUCUCCAGCCAAUGUCGUGGAGGUGGUGGCUGUCCUGGCCAAGCCAGGGAAAAAUGCAUCUCCUUCUUCAUGCGACUCUGGACGCGCCAGCGCGAGUGGUUAUUGCCAGCCCUUGAGAAGUCCAAAGCAGACUGGAAAUGGGUGGUUGGACAUGCUCCUCCGGAGAAUUUCGAGGAGUCUUUGAUGGAAGAGAUGCGAGACCGCGGGGUCUCUGUGUACAUGGCAGGUCAUGUGCAUCAGCUUCGUCACGAUCAGCACCCCUCGGGCAUUGAGGUGAUCAUCUCAGGGUCGGGUGGUGGCUAUCAAUCUGCGGGCGGUGGCACUGCAUACACCUUGCACGAAUCCAUGGACUAUGGCUUUGCUGCGAUCAAUGUCAAGCCGACUCAGCUGACCGUGGAAUACUGGAAUGACCAGGGCCAAAGGCUGUGGGAUCCCAUCAUCGUUCCCGCCAAAGACUUGGUGAAGGAGGGUUUGUUGAAGAAGCUCCGCACCGCAGCGCUGCAAAGCGACGUGGAUGCCAUGAAGGAUGGCAUUGCCAAAGCAAAGGAGUACGGAGUGGAAGAGCGUUUGAUCUUCGCCGCGGCGAUUGCUGGGAUCAAAGCCUUCGAGGCGGAAGGCGGCUUGGCGUGGGUCUACCUCCAGCCGAAGAUCAUGAAGCUGCUUGGCACUCUGGGCCUGGGGGUAUUUGUUGCCGCCAGGGGGUUGGUGUGCAGUUGA
Durusdinium trenchii is the source of this 2070-nucleotide messenger RNA. The record is from the annotation of a GenBank genome assembly. NCBI's taxonomy places the organism in Eukaryota, Dinophyceae, Suessiales, Symbiodiniaceae.